AUGUCCUACAACUACGCCGCCCACCACCGUAUAAGAUCACCUCCCAAUGCGGAGUUUCCCUACUGGCUAGCGCAGCCACACAUAUUCCACAGUGCCGCCCAGCCAUGGCAGCAGACGUACCAAUUCGGUGUGCCCUUGUGGGAGGAACCGACGCUGCACAGCCAGCCCCCACGCCCGAACACCCAACCCUGGCAGCAACCACCCGAUAUGCCGGAUUGGCAACACAACCCACAACCGCAGCAGUUAGCUUCACAAGAGCAGGAUUGUCAGUCGUUCGGAGGUCGUACGGAACCCAUGUGUUCCCUACCGGCGGUAACGGACCCAGUGCUGUCGUUGGUCGUCAAAUCACCGCCCCUAGACCCAAUUAAAGUCAUGUUCGAAAAUAUGAUGGCAAGUAUGGCGAGAUUGGAGUCGCGUAUGGACGAGAUUGACGGACAGCAGCACGCAUACCACAAACAGCCAUCCUACUGGCCGGUUACAGCUGCUGCCCUGCAGCCGCCCUUCACCUACACCGAUCCAUAUAGUCUGCCGCCGUCUGACACUGAUCCCUAUAGUCAGCCGCAGUACUACACCGAUCCCCACACGCAGCUGAGUUCAGCACCGCCCUCAAUCGGCUUGCAGCCAACACCCCCGCAACAUUCACUGUCUUGCUGGUGUCCACCGACAGCCACGCCGCUGCCCUGUACUGUUAUCCCGAUCUCAAUCCCUGCCAAUGGGUUUGCUGAAAUCCAACAUUUGCCGCGUCCGCCGCAGCAUGCCCAAUUUCAGAUUUUCGCAGAACCUAUCUCUGUUUCCAGUGACGUAGAGAUGCUGAUCAUGGAAGAGGUUCAGACAGAAGAAUUGCCUCCGAUUGAGGUGAUAGACGAGGAGGAUGGCUCCAUUGAGGAUGGAUUUGAUUAUUCCACCGUGAAGAUUCUUGAUUCUUCUGCUGGUUUUUGUGGAGUUGAAAAGGCUGAGAAGGAGACGAAAUCCAGUCAGGAUCACAAGCGCGAGGAGGAACAAGUUCAAGGGCAGUUUGAAUCCUCGAUGCAACUAAAUGCUUUUCCAAUCAAGGUUCUUCAAGCUAAGGUUGAUUUGGGUAAUUCCAUGAGGUUGAUCGAGAGGCGGCGAGACCAUGGAGAAGGGUCGACGGUGGCUUCUUAUGAUGUUGUCUUGCUUCUUCCUUCUUACCAAGAUUUAUGCACAAAGGUGGAGAUAGAUAACGGCAUUGUUAAAAUCACGUUGUCUAAUCCGACCGGCAUGAUCACAAGCCUCGGGUACAAAAACAUCACCAAUGUUCUUGAAUAUCGCCUUGUAGAAGGGCGAAGAGGGUACUAUGAUAUUAUGUGGGGUAAGCCAGAUCGCAACGAAAGUUAUUUUGAUAGGCUCGAUUGUCAGAGCCUUAGAAUUAUAGUAGAAACCGAUGAUCAAGUUGAACUUUCUUUUACAAGGACAUGGCAUCACUCCCUUGAUGGAGACGUGCCUCUCAAUAUUGAUAAGAGGUACAUUGUCCUGCGUGGAUCAUCGGGUUUCUACUCAUAUGCAAAUUUAGAGCAUAUGGAAGGAUGGCCCGAUCUAAACAUAUAUGAAGCAAGAAUCGCCUUCAAGCUUCACCAAGACAUGUUUCACUACAUGGUAAUAUCUGACGAUAAGCAAAGGAUAAUGCCAACAAAUAUGGAUCUGAAAACAGGCCAACAUCUUAGUUACAAGGAAGCUAUUUUGAUAACAAAUUCCAGCAAUCCACGACUGAGAGGAGAGGUGGAUGAUAAAUAUCAGUACUCAUGUGAGAACAAGGAUAAUCGUGUGCACGGAUGGAUUAGUUCGAAAUCUAAUCCGCAGAUUGGAUUCUGGGUGAUAACGCCUAGUGAUGAGUUCCGAUCCGGUGGUCCUGUCAAACAAGAUCUCACUUCUCACGCUUCCUCUACUUCCCUAGCUAUAUUCUUUAGUGUGCAUUAUGCUGGUGAGGAUUUUGGAGUGAGAUUACGCGGUGGAGAGUGGUGGAACAAGGUAUUCGGCCCUGUUUUCAUGUACCUCAACUCGGACUCGGAUUCCACAUCAAUCUGGAAAGAUGCUAAGAGACAGGCUUCUCAAGAGACCAAGAAUUGGCCUUACGAUUUUCCAUUGUCCCGAGAUUUUCCCCAUUCCAACCAACGAGGCACUGUCACAGGCCGACUAUUUGUAAACGACAGCGUAAUUACACCAGCAAUUUCAGCAUAUGUAGGAUUGGCCCAACCUGGAGAUGCUGGAUCUUGGCAAACCAACUCUAAGGGCUAUCAAUUUUGGAGUCGAAGUGAUGAAAGGGGCCAUUUCAGCAUCAAAAGUGUUAGAGAAGGCAUUUACAACUUGUAUGCGUGGGUGCCAGGAGUUAUCGGAGACUAUAAACACCAUGCUGACAUUAUAGUCCGACCAGGAAGCCAAGUUGGGAUGGGUAAUAUUACAUAUACUCCUCCAAGAAAUGGUCCGACUCUAUGGGAAAUAGGGAUCCCUGAUCGAACUGCAGCUGAAUUCUACGUUCCCGAUCCAGCCCCACACCUAGUAAACAGACUAUAUGUGAACCACACAGAAAAGUAUAGGCAAUAUGGUUUGUGGGACAGAUACACUGAUUUGUAUCCUGAUCAGGAUUUGAUUUACACUGUCGGAGUGAGUGACUAUCGUAGGGACUGGUUUUUUGCCCAUGUAAACAGGCGUGUGAAUACAAGCUAUGUACCAACAACAUGGCAAAUUGUGUUCAACAUGAGUAAGGUGAUUAGGAGAGGACGUUACACACUUAGGAUUGCAUUGGCAUCUUCCAACAUGGCGGAAAUCCAAGUGCGAAUCAACAAGUUCAAGGGUGCUCGCCCCCAUUUCUCGACAGGAUUGAUUGGGAAAGACAACGCGAUUGCUAGGCAUGGUAUUCAUGGGCUCCACAGCUUAUACAAUGUGACUAUAUUGGGAGCUCAAUUGGUCGAAGGAACAAACACAAUAUAUCUGAGGCAGUCACGUCCUUCAUCGCCAUUCAUUGGCGUCAUGUAUGACUACAUUCGCUUCGAAGCCCUGCCUCAAAACUCCUCUGCUCCAAAUAUUAGCAAUGCAUGCGCCUCUAUAAACACCAUAUUGAUUAGAGAGAGUAAUCGAUCAACAUUUGCAGCAUUGAAGCUCCAGGUAACAGAAAAGCAUGUGCAUCUAGACAGCGGUAUUAUUAAACUUACACUGGUGAAACCGAGCGGCACCAUUGCAAGGGUCGGAUACCGAGAAAUCGAGAACGUUCUAGACCAUCAACUGAUAGGGUCCUCGAUUUAG
Molecule: messenger RNA, 3258 nt
Organism: Salvia splendens (bonfire salvia)
Lineage: Eukaryota; Viridiplantae; Streptophyta; Magnoliopsida; Lamiales; Lamiaceae
Exons: 16
Coding region: 1-3258 (1085 amino acids)
Biological process (GO): carbohydrate metabolic process
Molecular function (GO): carbohydrate binding; catalytic activity
Source: RefSeq, a predicted model, not a curated record